AUGAUCUCUGUUAUAGGAAUGUGUGCUCUUACACAACCACUUCUUCUCUUGAUCCUGGGAAGAUAUGUUACUGGUGUGGAGGCUGCUACAGCCUUGAGUCUAACGCCUUCUACUGAAUGGUAUGGAGACGAUGGAUCUUGGUCUGCUGUGUCGAUCAGAUUGGGAACUCCCAAACAAUGGGUCAAUCUCUUUCCAAAUACACUCAGCGCUGAAACCUGGGCGAUAGGGCCAUAUGGCUGUCAAGAUGGUGAUUCAACAUGCUUGGACAGCCGAGGUUCAAUUUUUAACGCAACCCAAUCUUCCACAUGGGAGCCUUUGAUGACACUAGAGUCUUCUCCCUAUUGGCGUCUUGGUAUGGGAAACUCGCUGCAAUGGCCACCUUAUGGAGAGUAUGGACUCGAUAAUCUCGCAUUUGGGCCAGACGGGCCAACCGUUCCCAACGCGACAAUCGCGAUGAUCAAUGCUACAGAGUACUGGGUUGGAAGCUUUGGUUUGGGUGCUAGUACUGGAAACUUCAGUUAUGUUACCUCAAAUGUCACAUAUGCACAGCUAGAAGCGCUGGGUGAGAUAUUAGGUGCAGGGUAUGGAUACACUGCUGGGGCUAUAUAUCAGCAAAAGGGAGAACCAAUGUCUUUGACAUUGGGAGGAUAUGACGAAAAUCGAUUCAUACCUCACAACGUCUCGUUCACUCUUACGCAAGAUCCCCCUGUACCUCAAGUCUUCAUUGAGAGUAUUUCUGUAAUAUCCUCAAAUGGAUCGAAUACGUCCAUACAGCUUGCGUCAUCCGAGGAGAACAUCAAUGCCUUGGUUGAUAGCUCAACUCCUUACCUAUGGCUUCCGGAAACAGUGUGUGAUCGUUUCGCGGAUGCUCUAGGACUAAAUUAUAACGAGUCCUUGAACCUUUACACCUUUGACGAAAACCCGAAUCAGCAUAAUAAUCUAUCGGACUCAUCUACAACGACAACUUUUACGUUUAGAUUCAAAGACAAACCCUCAGCCUCGGAUUUUGUCGAGAUCGAUUUACCAUAUGCAGCUUUUGAUUUAUUAUUAUCUUACCCAUACAUUCCCAACACCGAAUAUGGAACAGAUGAAGCAUCAAAAUUUUACUUUCCAUUGGCCAGAUCAGCAAAUAGUAGUCAGUACACUAUCGGUCGAGCAUUUUUACAGGAGGCAUACAUCAUCACCUCGUACGAGACCAAUCAAUUUGCUCUUUACCAAGCCGUUCAUGUAUCGGAUACGCUAAACAACAAGAGCAUCAUUUCUAUUCCAAGUGGAGAUAGUACUACUGAACAAGAAACUGGUACAGCGUCAUCCGAUCAGAAUACUCGUUUAACCAAGGGGCAAAUUUCUGGCAUAGUCAUUGGUGUACUCGGGACAAUAGCCACUUUACUGGCUACCCUAUACUUUUCCUAUAUUAAAUAUUAUAAGCCAAAGAAACUUGCGCUUGCUCUCAAGAACUCUACAUCUGAGUCUGAAGCCGGUAUUAAUCUUCAACAAUUUGAUAGUCCUCCGGCAUUGGGGACUUAUCCUUCAGAAGCUCCUGGUGAUAUCAGUCACCCGGUUGAGAUAAGUUCAGACACUGCACAGCCAACGGAAGUUAGCUCCGAAGUCCCGCACCGACGUUUAGAACUUGCGGCUGUGAUUCCAAAAGAACUCUCCGCAGAAACCGCAGUUGAGCUACCAACAGAAGCUCCAGCAGAAUUUGUUCAUGGGAGGAUUACCGUCGAUAAUACUCCUAUUGCCAGUCCUACCAUCAGUCCUAUUUCUGCUUCACAUUCAGGCUCACGGCCAUCAAUGAAUGCUAUCGCCACUAGUUCUGCAGAGCCAUCUUUCGAGAAAGGAUCCAUUCUCGUAGCGCCUACUCGCUCUUCUAUUUUGGUAGAUCGAGUAUUGCCUAUUUCCUCCGAGACACGAUUGCGGCCCGAUGGAUUUUCGCCUAUAGCCGAAAUUCAGCACCGCAUGAGUCCUCCUCCUACAUACGCUCUUGCAAAACCUAACAACUACGAUUUUGCUGGAGGUUUACUUUCUGGCGACCAGCCACUAAAUCAAUCCGCUUCUUCUACUAGCAGUAGAUCCCCAGGGCCUAGUAAUUUUGUUUUUGCCGGAGCGAUGCCUUCAGGUGUUCAACCUCCAAAUCCAUUCUCCCCAACUACUAUGAGCCAAGACGCACAAAUAAAUGAGUGGCAUCGCCGCGAUGUGGAAAGACAAGCACACGAGGAAGAAUUACAUCGUCAAGCAUUAGCUCACGAAGAAGAGAUCCGCGAGAAUCAAUUUCAGGCACUUCGACUGGCCCAUAGACAGGAACUUGAGAGAAUGGAACGGCUGGGAACCGAUAUGUUUAAGUAUCGCAAUGAGGACGUAGGGAGUGUUCAAGCACCUUUUAGAAAUAUCGCUCAACGCGAAGAAAAUGAAGCUCGUGAUAUACCUCACACAAUUCAAGAUGAAGGUGCUAUUGCCAGUGUAUCAGAUCAAGGAGGUGCCCCAGGAGUUGCACGAGUAACUGCUUUGCGUCAAUUCUCUUUCGAGAAUGGAGAUGAUAAAGAUGCUGCUUGA
Molecule: messenger RNA, 2553 nt
Organism: Botrytis byssoidea
Lineage: Eukaryota; Fungi; Ascomycota; Leotiomycetes; Helotiales; Sclerotiniaceae
Exons: 4
Coding region: 1-2553 (850 amino acids)
Biological process (GO): proteolysis
Molecular function (GO): aspartic-type endopeptidase activity
Source: RefSeq, a predicted model, not a curated record